CUGAGAAGCUGAGCAUAGGAGUACAAGGGACAAUAAUAAUGUGAAGUGGAAGCACAGCUUUAAUAACGUUGGAAUCGCCACAUUACAUCUUCUCCUGUCCUUCCCUCUACUCAUACAUAAUUCUCCGACCUCCCUCUUGGAGAAACACUCUACGCCUCCAUGACCGUCAACAAUGGUAACCUUUGAUCGCAGAGCAAGAUACGAUCUAAGGCCACACUGGAUUUCCUUACCCGAGAAGAGCACACUUCUUACUGGGACAGUAAUAUCAGAAACAGGACAGUAUGUGGUGUCACAGGUUGGCAUGGCUAUAUUCGGUUACUAGAGGACUACAAACAAAAGUAGUUAGAGGGCAAAUUCAGAGGGCGCCCAGUUUUCAUCAGUCUGUGACAGCUGUGAAACGCUGGUUAAGUACAGCUCCCGAGGCUCUCAGUUGCUCCUGGGUCCUACACAAAGAUCACUUUGAACUAUUAUACUCAGGAAAUGUUAUGCGCUUUGAUUAUGUGUGGCUGCGGGAUCACUGUCGCUCAGCUUCCUGUUAUAAUUCUAAAACCAACCAACGUAGCCUUGAUACUGCAAGUGUGGAGCUUGACAUUAAACCUGCUCAGGCGCGGGUGGAUGAGACCACGCUGUACCUCACCUGGCCAGAUGGACACAUGACACGUUACGGACUGGAGUGGUUAUUGCAGAAUAGCUACGAAGGACAGAAGCACCAGCUAGUGCAGCCUCGGAUACUGUGGAACGCACAAAUUUACAAAGAGGCAGAAAUGCCAUUGGUCAGCUAUUUGGACUUCCUAGAGACAAAUGAAGGACUGAGAAACUUCCUUCAGAAUUUUUUGCUGUAUGGUAUUGCUUUUGUAGAUGAUGUUCCAGCAAGCCGAGAAGAUACACAAAGGGUGGCAGAGAGGAUCAGCCACAUCAGAGAAACCAUUUAUGGAAAGAUGUGGGAUCUGACGUCAGACUUUUCACGAGGAGAUACUGCAUACACAAAAUUAGCCCUGGAUCGUCAUACCGACACCACCUAUUUCCAGGAGCCCUGUGGCAUGCAGCUCUUCCACUGCUUGCGGCACGAAGGUACUGGUGGCCGCACCUUGUUAGUAGAUGGCUUUCAUGCAGCUGAUCAAGUCCGUCAACAUCAUGCUGAGGAUUUCGACCUGCUGACUAAUGUACCUCUGAAGCAUGAGUAUAUUGAGAAUGUGGGGGGGAGCCACAACCACAUGGUGGGAAUUGGUCCAGUGUUAAAUGUUUACCCCUGGAACAAAGAAGUAUACAUGAUCAGGUACAACAACUAUGACCGUGCUGUUAUAAACACAGUGCCAUAUGACAUUGUGCACCGCUGGUACUCUGCACAUCGCGAGCUGACCAAUGAGCUAAGGAGGACAGAAAAUGAGCUGUGGGUUAAACUGAAACCAGGCAAGGUGAUGUUUGUUGAUAACUGGAGAGUUCUGCAUGGAAGAGAGUCCUUCACAGGAUACAGGCAGCUUUGUGGUUGUUAUCUUAACCGUGAUGAUGUUCUAAACACUGCAAGAUUACUUGGCCUGAAAGCAUAAUAGCAGCUCCUGGCACUCAAGGUUUUCUUUGACCACAAGUAUAAGGCAAAAACCAAUGACCAAAGUUUUUUUAUGUCUUUAUAGAACACAAUAAGUAAAUUAUUUUAUUAACUACAAAUCCUUUGAGGUACUCUGCACAACUGUUCUCAUUUAUGGGAGUCAGUGAAUCUUUUAGCUGUGGAAAGCAUUAUAUAGGAAAGCAUUAUAUAGGAAAGCAUUAUAUAGGAAAGCAUUAUAUAGGAAAGCAUUAUAUAGGAAAGCAUUAUAUAGGAAAGCAUUAUAUACUAUGCAUUUCUCUUAAUGUUUGAUUUUAAUAUGAAUAUUUUAUUUAAUUUUAAAAUACCAUUCAUUGUAUGACAGAAGACACUUUUUUUUUUGCUACAUAUUUCAUAAGUGAGAAUUUUUUUUUACCAAACCGCUCCUGAACUUGGUGUAAAUAAAAAAUCAAAUAUUAAGCAUUUUUUCAAGUUGCAUCAGUGAGAAAGAAACAAAGGUGCCAAAUAUUUUCACAAAACUGAAGUAUUACAAAUUUUAAGCACAUUUUUGUAUAGAAAAAGAUUGUGUUUGGUACUCAUGAUGUGUGCUAAUAGAUAUGGGCGUCCAAUGAAAUCUGUUCAGGGGGUACGAAAAAAUGACUAGAACAAAAUAAUACAAAUCACUGCAAUAGAGGCAGCGUGCAGCUGCAUAUGAGCUGGGCAUCAUUUUAAUGGUGGCUCAUUGGCAACAAAAGAGUUACUCAUGUAAGAGCUUAUGCUUGCAAAAAAAAAUUAAAAAUCCUAGGCAGGAUAAUUGCCCUUCUUGCCAGACACUCCGGACACCCAUGCUAGCAGAACAUUAUUUACAAUGUAAAUAGAUGUUUAUCUGCAAUAAUUUGUAACCAGCACUACAGUUGUCUAAACUACAAUAUUGACUGAAAAUGAUAUUUAUUAUACAAGUCUGGUGUAAUUGUACAAUUAUGUGCUUGAAGUAGCAGCUCACAAGCAGAUAUCAUUUUUACAUUACAGGUUACCGAGUGCCUUUUUUAUGUAUAACUUGUAUUAACUAAUAUCGCUGUAUGUGAAAGUUAAACUGCUUAAUUAAAAACAUCAACUUUUUAA
Molecule: messenger RNA, 2644 nt
Organism: Bombina bombina (fire-bellied toad)
Lineage: Eukaryota; Metazoa; Chordata; Amphibia; Anura; Bombinatoridae
Gene: TMLHE
Product: trimethyllysine hydroxylase, epsilon
Exons: 10
Coding region: 282-1547 (421 amino acids)
Biological process (GO): carnitine biosynthetic process
Cellular component (GO): mitochondrion
Molecular function (GO): trimethyllysine dioxygenase activity; iron ion binding
Source: RefSeq, a predicted model, not a curated record